Pogona vitticeps (central bearded dragon) is the source of this 3012-nucleotide messenger RNA. RefSeq names its product sprouty related EVH1 domain containing 2 (gene SPRED2). Gene Ontology annotation, biological process: multicellular organism development; negative regulation of MAPK cascade. Lineage: Eukaryota; Metazoa; Chordata; Lepidosauria; Squamata; Agamidae. The record is from RefSeq and is a predicted model, not a curated record. Gene Ontology annotation, molecular function: protein kinase binding. Gene Ontology annotation, cellular component: membrane.
UGGCAAUAAUGGCCAAACGGUGCACACCGGGGUAUAAAAUGUAGAGGAAAUGGCAUCUGCUGGCAGUGACAGCUAUAUUGUGAGAGUCAAAGCUGUGGUUAUGACCCGAGAUGACUCCAGUGGAGGAUGGUUGCCACAAGAAGGAGGCGGUCUUAGUAGAGUUGGUGUCUGCAAGGUCAUGUGCCCAGAGGGCAAUGGAAGAAGCGGGUUUCUGAUCCAUGGAGAACGGCAGAAAGACAAACUGGUGGUAUUGGAAUGCUAUGUGAAGAAGGACCUUGUCUACACUAAAGCAAACCCUACAUUUCACCACUGGAAAGUUGACAACAGAAAGUUUGGACUCACUUUUUUAAGCCCUGCAGAUGCACGUGCAUUUGAUAGGGGUGUGAGGAAAGCCAUUGAAGACCUCAUGGAAGGAUCUACAACUUCAUCCUCAACAAUCCACAAUGAGACUGAAGUUGGAGAUGAUGAUGUCUUUACAAAUGCUACAGACAGUUCCUCCAAUUCUUCCCAGAAGAGGGAACAGCCUUUGCGAACACUAGCAUCUCCUCCAUCCUGCGAGCAUCACAGGAUUUGCACCCAAGGUCACAUGCAUGACCAAUUAAGUCCUGACCACUACCAUCUAGAACAAUCAAUUACACGGCCAUAUCGACAUGUUAGCUUCCCUGACGAUGAUGAGGAAAUUGUGCGGAUUAAUCCACGGGAAAAGAUCUGGGUGACAGGCUACGAGGACUACCGCCACACCCCUAUGCGGGGAAAGUACAUUGAUCCAGACGACGGGGAUUCGUAUGUGCGGUUUGCCAAAAGUGUGGGCUCGAAGCAUGAUUACAAUUACCCUUACGUAGGCAACUCUGACUUCGAUCCGGGUGAAAACAUCAAGAGCCCUGUGAUAAAGACUCAACCCUCCAGGUGCAAAUCACGGCGGCGGAAAGAAGACGGGGAGAGGUCACGGUGUGUCUAUUGCAGGGACAUCUUUAACCACGAGGAAAAUAGGCGAGGGCAGUGCCAGGAUGCUCCGGAUAGAGUACGAAGCUGCAUCCGCCGAGUCAGCUGCAUGUGGUGCGCGGACAGUAUGCUCUACCACUGCAUGUCUGAUCCUGAAGGAGAUUAUACAGACCCUUGUUCUUGCGAUACCAGUGACGAAAAGUUUUGCCUCCGGUGGUUGGCCCUUAUCGCCUUGUCUUUUAUUGCUCCUUGUAUGUGCUGUUACUUGCCCCUCCGGGCUUGUUAUCACUGUGGGGUCAUGUGCCGAUGCUGUGGCGGGAAACACAAAGCAGCUGGAUGAUAACGCUCAAAACCUGCGAAGGACUCUUCUGCCUUUCCCCUUUGGCCAAGGAGCAACUUGGUCCUGGAGCAUUCUCGGAUUGUAUGUACCUUCUUCACGUGGCCAAGGGAGCCUGGUGGAAUCCAGAAACCCAUCGGCGUGGUAUUUUCCCCUCCCACUCUGCUGCUAUGCAUCGAUGGCUCAUUACGUGCUAACAGACUAAUGUGCAGCAUAGACUUUUGUAUUAUUGAUCUGUAAUCAGACAGAAUGUCUUGUACAUGUUGACAUCUUCCCUCUCCAAUCCUCCCCUCCAAAGGAGACUGUGAUAGGAACAGUUGAGUGUGGUGGAAUUCAGGACAUCUCACAGUUGUGUCUGUAUUUAAACUAACUAUAAGAAUAAUGUGGAAGUACAGUAUAGUGGAAUGAAAUCCCACUUUUGAGUGGCUUCAGCUUGCAGCCAGUUGCAGAGUGUGUGUGUGUGUGUGUGUGUGUGUGCGUGUGUGUGUACGAUGGUCAGUCAGUAUGUGUGUGUGCGUGCAUGUGUGUACACACAGAAAGUGUGCUGGUUACAGAUGUGCACCAUGACCCAGUAUUGCUGACAAUCUUUAUUGAAUGAAUCCAUGUGAACUGCAGUUUCUUAAGGGUCCACAGUUUCUUUUGAAAGCCACUUUGAAUGAUGUCUCUGACCUUCGAACAUUUUAAGUGGAAUGUGGGAAACAAGCCUUAGUAUCACUGAGAAUGUGAGAAUUCUUGUUUCUAUUUUUCAUGGAAAAGGGAAAUUUUAAACAAGUGUCUUCUCUCCCUCAUCCCCCCAUCCCACUUUCCAAAUGUCUUUUCUCCUCCAAAUGAUAUUAAACUAUACAGUGUUGGUAUUAAUGCUCCUCAGAGUCAAAACAGAUGUGACCUGCAGUGUUUUGAUCUGAAACAGGGGGAUUUUACAUGUUACUACAUUAACAUGUAUACCCAUGUACUUGUGGUGUUAUCUUGAAAAAUAAAAGAGGGAACUUUAAAAAAAAUCAUGACCCCAGUGUGUAUACAAAGGAAGGGGAGAAUUUUUCCCCCAACCCAGUCCAGGGUGGGAGCAUUUCUGGAAUGGAUCCAGGGGCCUUAAGCGUUCAGGUGCAUUCCAGAUCAAUCCAGAAAUACAGGGAAGCCUCCAUUGCCAGGAGGUGUAUUUCUUUUUUUUCUUUUUUUGCCUGUUUUCGGGAGGUUGUUUUCAUUUUUUGCCUACAAUUCUCCCUGCCUUGAAGGCCUUUGAACAUGUGAGAGUGCUUUGAACUUUCUUUUUUUUCCCCCUUCACAGAUAGUGCCACUGCUUUCCUCUCAGACUGGCAGAUGUCAGUCUGAGCCCGCCACACCAGCAGGGUUGGGCUAAAGGUAACCCGUCAGCACAGCCUUUGAUAGUUGCUUGGCUGUAGGCAGGAAGAGCACAGCCUUUUCUUUUUAAAAAAAUAUUAUUGCCUUUCCCUUUGCAGAAGUGCACAAUAUUAUGUUUAAUGUACCAGUGAACUUGACUGCUCUGGUGUCCCUCCCUCUCCACGAGAGGAUGAUAGUGGGACUAGCCAAGACUCCAAGCCAGCCAUUAGUCCAGGUCCUCUUUAGACCUGCUACAAAAAUAUGUGGAGUGGGAGGGGCAAGUCCCAUUUCCCCAGUGCUUUUAAUGAUAAUGAGCACUUCCGGCAUCUCUGACUCACCCACUGUGGGUGGGUUCGAUUGAUGAGCUUAAUUGACUGAUAAAACUCCCCCCUCCC